CGAUCCAGCACCACCACCACUCCAACAUGUCUGCGUUCAGCUUCUGCCUGCUCAUCAGCCUGGCCAUUGCCGCCGUUGCCCAAUACUACGGCGACUCCUACUACGACGACUACAGCUACAGCCAGUACGGCGCCGCCUCUGGAGGCGCUGCGCAGCUGGACUACCUGUAUAGCGAGGUGGCGCCCUCGUAUGGCACCGCACAGUACAGCGUGGCACAUGGCUCGGACGGCCGAUCGUACGCCUAUGCCGCGGCCAGUGGAGCCAACGGCGCUAGAGCCGUGGCCGAGGCACCUGGCUCCUAUGGCAAGCAAAUUAGCGGCAGCUAUCCGAUCUACCCGUCUGUCUACGUGACGGCUGCACCCCCGGCGGCGACUACGCCUGCUCCUGUAACCGGUCCUACAACGGCGACUACACCUGCUCCUACAUAUGCGCCUGGAGCUGCUCCUACAUACGCCCCGCCAAAUGGAUAUCCUACAGCAGCUCCUACCGCAGCCCCUACCGCAGCUCCUACCGCAGCUCCUACCGCUGCCCCUACCGCUGCCCCUACCGCAGCGCCUACUGCAGCGCCUACUGUAGCUCCUACGGUUGCUCCUACGGUUGCCCCUACAGUGGCUCCUACAGUGGCUCCUACGGUUGCUCCUACAGUGGCUCCUACAGUGGCUCCCACAGUUGCUCCGACAGUUGCUCCAACAGUUGCCCCUACAGUGGCUCCCACAGUGGCUCCCACAGUGGCUCCCACAGUUGCUCCUACAGUGGCUCCCACAGUUGCUCCCACAGUGGCUCCCACAGUGGCUCCCACAGUGGCUCCCACAGUUGCUCCUACAGUGGCUCCCACAGUUGCUCCCACAGUGGCUCCCACAGUUGCUCCCACAGUGGCUCCAACAGUUGCGCCUACGGUUGCUCCUACGACAGUGGCACCUACCACACCAGCCGGCGCAAGUCCCUUCAGACUCGUCGUAAGCGCUGGCGGCGUUCAAAUAUUCAGCGUUGCAAUCGACUUGAACUGUGCUACGGGAAAUAUUUAUGAGAUUAGCCUGACCCAGGGCACUGCACCGUUCUUCGAAGUGAGCGGCUGUCUGGCGCCCUAGAAGACAACUAACGACAACUAACUUUAGCAAUACGAAUAA
Messenger RNA from Drosophila arizonae, 1127 nucleotides. RefSeq lists its product as uncharacterized. The record is from RefSeq and is a predicted model, not a curated record. Lineage: Eukaryota; Metazoa; Arthropoda; Insecta; Diptera; Drosophilidae.